CUUAAACCUUUCGCGCGGGUCGGGUCAGUCUAAAUUCUAAAUCAGUUUGAAGCGCCUUUUGAUUGCUGUCUCGCAUCGAGUCUCCUCCUCCGCGCCCUUCGCCUUCUCCAUUGAAGCAGUUGUUGCUCAGCUCUGUUGAAGAUUACUGGUUGUCUGUUGUUAUGGCUUUCUCCGGAGGUGCAAGGCGGCUCUGUAUAAAGCUUUCGUUGGUUAAUAGUAGUGGCUAUGGGCGGCAUUUUACUACUUCAGCCCGCAAAAGAGCUUCCUCCGAAUCCUCAUUUAUUUCUGGUGAUGCCAAUUCGCAAUUGGGUAUAGGAAUUUUUCUUAGAAGACUCAGCGUCGCUGCUUCAGAUCAAACGAAUCUUAUAAAGCAACUGAGAGAAAGAACGAGCGCUCCUAUCAAAGACGUUAAAGCGGCUCUUGUUGAUUCCAAUUGGGACAUAGAGCUGGCUCAGAAGGAACUGAGGAAGAGGGGAAAGGUUCUGGCUUCAAAAAAGUCAUCUCGAACUGCUGCAGAAGGUUUGCUUGCUCUGGCCCAAAACGAGAACAAGACCGCUGUUAUUGAACUUAACUGCGAAACUGACUUUGUUGCAAGAAACGAGAUUUUUCAGUACUUGGCAUUGUCUUUGGCAAAGCAAGCUUUGUUGGUUGAAAAUGCUUCUCAGCAGGCUUCUGGCAGCUUUCAAGUUGGACCAGAAUCUUUGAAGGACAUGGUGUUAAAUCUUGAGCAUCCAAAGAUCAAUGGAGAAACAACUGUUCAAAAUGCAAUCACUGAAGUGGCUGCAAUAAUGGGAGAGAAUGUAAAACUUAGAAGAGGCUUUGUGAUGACAGCACCAUCUCAGGGUGUCGUAUCUACAUACCUCCAUACCAGUCCCCAACCAGGUUUGGGUCGUAUUGCUGGAAUUUUGUCUCUUGAAGUAGAUGAUAUUAAAACUCAAUUGGAUGCAUUUCAGCGGGUAGGAUCAGAAUUGGCCAUGCAUGUAGUGGCAGCAAAACCAUUAUUCCUAUCAAAGGAACUUGUUUCUUCUGAAGCAUUAGAGAAUGAGCGUGAGAUUCUUAAAUCUCAGGCUGAAGCCUCGGGGAAGCCUCAGAUGGCCAUAGAAAAAAUGGUAGAAGGACGCCUACGUAAAUAUUUUGAGGAAGUUGUGCUUUUGGAGCAGAAGUUUAUCAUAAAUGAUGCUAUGAAUGUAAAGGCGGUGCUGGAUAAUCUAUCCGAGGAAGUGGGUUCACCUGUAAAGGUUGGAAGCUUUUUCAGAAUGGAAGUUGGAGAAGGAAUUGGAAGGGAAGAAGCAGAUGCAUCUGAACCUGUUGCUCAUGCUGUCUGAUUUAUCUAGACGCCUCAAUUAAUGGAUGAAACUUCUGACAAAAGUACAGGUUCAUUUUGAAGGCUUUUGCUCCAAACUCCUCAAUUAAACCUAUGGUUAAAAUUAUCACCCAGUAAAGUUCUGAGGUAUAGAAUCCUGUUGAAAAGUUUUGCCCCAUGGUGGUGGACUCCACUCCUUUUUGUUUGUAUCAGGACGGUUUCCCUUGUAUUUUUCUGAGAAGCCGUAGUGGGAAAGCUGGUAGUUCAUUGGGAUGUUUGUUUCGUAGUUCUCACUUUGAUUAGUAACGUUGGCUCUUUCAGCUCCUCUUUAGAAUGAAUAAAUGAUUGUUUCUCAAAAUCA
Prosopis cineraria is the source of this 1664-nucleotide messenger RNA. RefSeq names its product elongation factor Ts, mitochondrial. Gene Ontology annotation, biological process: mitochondrial translational elongation. Gene Ontology annotation, cellular component: mitochondrial matrix. The record is from RefSeq and is a predicted model, not a curated record. Bases 162 to 1325 code for a protein of 387 amino acids. The transcript is spliced from 9 exons. Lineage: Eukaryota; Viridiplantae; Streptophyta; Magnoliopsida; Fabales; Fabaceae. Gene Ontology annotation, molecular function: protein binding; translation elongation factor activity.